Hyaloscypha bicolor E is the source of this 1481-nucleotide messenger RNA. RefSeq lists its product as uncharacterized. The coding region runs from base 122 to 1054 and encodes 310 amino acids. Gene Ontology annotation, cellular component: mitochondrion. Gene Ontology annotation, molecular function: oxidoreductase activity. The record is from RefSeq and is a predicted model, not a curated record. The transcript is spliced from 3 exons. Lineage: Eukaryota; Fungi; Ascomycota; Leotiomycetes; Helotiales; Hyaloscyphaceae.
CUAGCAUCCACUCACCAGCAAAUGAAAAUACCUAGUGUACGUUUACCUUCUCCAGCAUCCAUUUACCGCGCCACCUCGUAUCAUUCCCAUUUCAUCAACCCAUCGACCACCCCUGCGCACAAUGGCCUCGAAAACAGCUAAACAAUCCCUCUCCCAUCUCGAGCGAACUGCCGCCGAACCACGUGACGAAACACUACACCGCGUUCUCCUCACAAAUAUCGACCCCGUAAACCCCACCAUCCGACUCUUCCGUCUAUCCCCAGUCCUCGAGCCAGGAUGGAGACCCAUUACGUUCCUUCCCGGUCAAUGGCUGGACGUCUAUGUCCCCGGCAUCUCAAAAGCAGGCGGUUUCACAAUCACGUCCCCACCUUCCCUCCUCCAACCGCCGAGCAACUAUCUCGAACUCGCGAUUCAGAAAUCGCCUUCAAACCCACCUGCUGCGUGGCUAUGGCAAGAGGAAGAGAGGAUUUUAGGAAGCCAAUUGCAAGUCAGAGUUGGCGGAAGUUUUGUCUGGCCUCCGCCUUUACUGAGUAAUGGGGAAAGUGGGGUCGAGGAGAAAGGAGCAGGAAAGGCGACGAGAGUUGUGUUCAUCGCCGGUGGAGUGGGAAUUAAUCCUUUGAUGAGUAUUGUAUCUCAUCUUGAGCAGACGGCACGGGAAGCUGGCAAGCUAGGGCUUGUCGUGAAGUUUUUUUACACGACGCGGGAUCCAGGACCGCACACGAACCCGUCAGAAAUCUUAUUUUUGGAGCGGUUGAUAUCUGUGUUUGACACCUUAGGGAAUGAGGGGCAAUUCCAGCUGUUUCUGACUUCUGGUCAAAAUGGGGGAGAGGAAGUUCGAAGCGAGAAACACGUGGUAGGGGUAAAGGGGAUAGAAAUCCAGAGGAGAAGGAUACAUCAUACGGAUCUCCUCGAUGCUCUCGGGCCUAUAGAAGAAAGGAAGAGAACUAUCUGUUAUAUUUGUGGUAUUCCUACGAUGACAGAUGAGUUUGUUGAGAAGGCGAAGAACGCUGAGGGGAUGAAUGAAGCGAAUGUUCUGUCGGAGAAGUGGUGGUAACCGAACCCUACCUUGUGAGGAUUUGCUCUAGAAGUUGCGUCGGGGGUUGAUCCUCGUAACGUGGUACGGGGAGCAUUAUUAAAACGCUAAUUGAUCACGAGCAAUAGAAAGAACUCUGGUAUGGAUAACACGCUAUGCGUUUGACUUCAAAAAUUCAAAUAUUGUCUAGCUUCUUGCCUCCAGGACCCGCAGAAAUGCUUCCAACUUGAGCGCCCAUGCUCCCAAGGUGAAAACUACCAAAACUACCACCUCCGCGGCGAAGCGCGAGGCGGAAAUGUUCUCCUAUCGGUAUCACACCGUCAUCUAUACUUCCAUAUCAAACUGCCCGUCCCCCAAUCCGAACUGUAACAUCCACCCUCCCAUUAAUCGGCACCCUCCUAACCCUCAUUUCACUCCCGCCUCUUCCUCAACACCUAACCUCAUCUCA